AUGUGCGGCCAUCGGCUCGUCGCGUCCCUGCUAUUCCUAUUUUUGGUCCAGGCUCCCGAUUUUUGUGAUGCGGUCAAAAGUGUGACCUGCUACUUGUGCGCUUCGUACCAGAACCUGAAAAAAUUGCAGACCUAUGAAGCGCUGAACGUGAUCGUGACCGCUACCGGCGUGAAGUACCACGAGAAAUGCAUGAAGAACAGCACCGAAUUGCCGACGUGCGUGGGCGAGGCUUGCAUGACGAUCUACGAUCAAGACUCAGACGAUGGAAGCGGGAUGAUCCGCGUCUGCGGUCUGUACAAACCGUCCAACGCUGGCCCUGUGGUGCCCAUCGGCAAAUGUGUGCGCGAGGAGUUUGGAGGCAAAGCCUUCUACAGCGAGUUCUGCGCGUGCGCCACGGAUCUGUGCAAUUCGCGUCCGGCGCCAGGGUUGAAGGCCGAGCCCGCGAAAUCUGACGGGUCGCCGACCAGCUCGAUGAUGCCGCUGAUCAGCUUCCUGUUGAUGGCCAUCUCCAUCCUCGACCGC
This is a messenger RNA of Mesorhabditis spiculigera, 522 nucleotides long. NCBI's taxonomy places the organism in Eukaryota, Metazoa, Nematoda, Chromadorea, Rhabditida, Rhabditidae. The record is from the annotation of a GenBank genome assembly.